This is a messenger RNA of Nothobranchius furzeri (turquoise killifish), 2008 nucleotides long. RefSeq names its product fibromodulin a (gene fmoda). Gene Ontology annotation, molecular function: protein binding. The record is from RefSeq and is a predicted model, not a curated record. Lineage: Eukaryota; Metazoa; Chordata; Actinopteri; Cyprinodontiformes; Nothobranchiidae.
CUCUCAUCAGUCACAUGUGGGGUGCUAGGCUCUCCGAGACCAGCACAAUGGGGGCGCCUCCGACUGGACGGAGGGGUGGAAGUAACGAACAGAUGCAAAACAGACCGAGGGGAGGAGUGAAGGCUGGCACGACGGAAGGGAGAGCAGGGAGGAGAGAAGAUUUUUUUCUAAGUUCUUCAGGGUCCCCUCGAUUCCUGAGAGAGCAGGGACAAGGCGGGCCAGACUCUGAUCAGCAGUGAAGAUCCGAAUCAAAAUGAGCACACGUCUGGAAAUUGUACUUCUGCUGUCCAUCCUGCUUCCCCUCUGCCUCUCCCGUCCCCCGGACCCUUUGGGCUGGCUGUUUCACCGGCACAGACAGGAACAGUAUUUUGGCUCCUUGCAUGCAGACACCAGAGGAGGGACCUGUCCUGAUGAGUGUGACUGCCCCCCCUCCUUCCCCAUUGCAAUGUACUGUGAUGGGCGGGGCCUGACAGCCAUGCCUUCCAUCCCAUCCCGCAUCAAGUACCUGUACCUGCAAAACAACGCCAUCACUUCUUUGCCCGACUCAGCUCUGGUCAAUGCAACCAACCUGGUGUGGCUCCUGCUGCAUCACAACCAGCUGACCUCUGAUGCCAUUGGCCAGAAGGUAUUUUUGAAGACGGACGGAUUGGAGCGUUUAUAUUUACAACACAACAAUCUGACAAGCAUCCCUCCCAAUCUUCCUCGCUCCCUACGAGACCUGAGAGUCAACCGCAACAUGAUCGAAAAGGUAACGCCUGCAGAGUUAGAUGGAAUGGAUAACCUCACCAUCCUACAUCUUCAGGACAAUGGUAUCACAGACAUGACCACAUCGCUGAAGACUCUGAAGUCACUCACACUGCUCGACAUCAGUGGCAACAAGCUGACAAAGGUUCCAGAUGCUCUUCCUGAACAUCUGCACCAGUUCUACCUGGAGUCCAACUCCAUCAACUCCCUGCCUGUAGGCUUCCUGGGUGGUUUAGCUCAGCUGCAGUACGUCAGGAUGGCCCACAACCAGCUGACAGACAAGGGCAUCCCCCCCAACACCUUUAACGUGACAGGGCUGGUGGAGCUGGACCUGAGCUACAACAAACUGGAGAGAAUUCCUUCUGUCAGCACCACCCUGCAGCACCUGUAUCUGCAAGCCAAUCAGAUCAAAGAGUUCACUCUGGGAAGCUUCUGCGCCAUCGUGGACGUGACAAACUUCUCCAAACUGAGAACGCUGCGGCUGGAAGGAAAUGAGCUCAGUAUGCAGGACAUCCCUUCAGAAUCGGCCCUGUGCCUGCGUCAGGCUUUCAGCAUCCAGAUUUAACUCGGUAUAGAAUCCGUUUAUGGUGUGACACUGUUCUGUGACACCAUGUGAUGUCUGACUGCAGGGGGCAACAGCAUCACAGCAGUAGGCUAAUGUGAAACAAGUCUUUAGUGUUAAAUAAUAAUGUUGACCAAAAGCAUGGAUUCAAAUUAAAACUAUAAUUACACGUUGUACCCAAAAAGCAGAAUAUGAGCUUGCAAACUACACUUGACAUGAUUGUGACCAUGAUCCUGGCUCCACUUUGCUGCUCGGAUCGGAGAACCUUACAUUAUGUGUGUUUGUUGUUGUUGACAUGUGUCUGUUAUUGUCAUUGUUUAUCCUUCGUCUCAUGUCUAAUGUGAAUUGCAUGAAAGCAAACACAAGUCACCUGCUGCUUUCGAACACUUUAUUAUAACAAAUGCUCCAUGAAAACGUUGUGAUGUCAUCAUUAUUACUAAACAAAGGCUUUUUGCAAGCAUUUGUUUAUUUUUGUCAACAUCUAAAGAAAAUUACUUUCAUAAACUUUUAUUAAAGACGCACAUGGAUCCAUAUGUCAUAUGGGUCAUUCAGAGAUCUAAAUAAUUGAGUUAUUAAACACGUCACAUAGACUUAAGUGUUGAUUGUUUGUGUUGUUUAUAAACAAAAAAUAUGGUACAACAUCCUACUAAGUGUCACAAAGUGUGCUUUGUCAAUAUUAAUAAACUAAUGAUGAACUGAUAA